UACUUAAACCAAGACCCUAACUCAGUAUCUGCUCUGAGCCUGACUCAUAAAAGCAGCGUUCGUCUCACUUUACACCAGUUUAGAAACCAGGAGAGACUGAGAACACUGUCGGGACUUCAAAAUUAGAACUGAUGCCCAUGAUGGGAGCUCACAGCUUUGGACGCAUCACAGUCAUUGUGCUGGCCAUUGUUGUCUAUAUAAUUGGAAUUUCAUUCAAUGCACUUGCAGCACAAGGGACAGGUCCUUUUCUGAGAAAGACUGCAAAUAUCUCUGACCAGUACAACACACAGAUCACUCCGUCCGGAUGGACCUUCUCUAUCUGGGGUGUUAUCUAUUUCUGGCUAACUGCUCUGCUUAUCUACAUUGUCUCGACCAUAUUCAGAAGGAACGCAUAUGGCCAGAUGUACUGCAGCCCUGCCGUGCUGCCUUAUGGCUUCUUCAUCUCCUGGACUGUGAACAUUCUGUUUAACAUUGCCUGGCUUUUGCUGUGGGACAGAGAGGUGAUGAUUGGAGCGCUGAUCUUGCUUGCUUUGGUUGCAUUCACAAACUACUUGACGAUAUUCUUCUCCUGUCAUGGACUCAAAAUAUAUGGAGCUUGGUUAAACAAGUAUCACAACAUAGAUCUCUGGUGCAUUCGAGUAUUGGUUCAGAAUGGCCUGGCUGUGUACGCAACAUGGACAAGCAUUGCUACACUGAUCAACCUGGCCAUCGUAGUGAGUUAUAAUGGUUCAAUGGACAGAUCAGAUGCAGCAACACUGUCACUGUCCCUCCUCCUAGUGGAAGUGGCUGCUUGGUUUAUUCUGGAGAACUUUGUGAUUGACAAACAUGUCCGGUACAUUCUGACAGUCUAUCCUGUGAUCAUCGUCGCAUUAUCUGGGAACAUGACGAAAAACUUUGAUAGAUCAGCGCCCAGUCGCAAUGCAAUCUUUACUGCGGCCCUGCUUGCACUGGCCUGUGUGCUGUUUGCAGUGAAGGUGUGUUUGAUGGUCUGGAGGCACCUGAAACGGCCCUUAUACAGCGGCAGUGAUGGGGAGGAGGUGGCAUCACCAAUGGACACAGCUGAAAAGCAGAAAACGAUCUUUAUUUAAAACAAAGUCUGGACAUGAUGCUGAUAUAAGCUGAUACACCUUGUAUUAAGCAAUCUGUUUUUCUUUAAUGAAGGCUAUUUUUAUACAGUUAUUAUAUUGUUUAUGUGUAAUUAUGAUAAUCAAAUACAAACACGCACAUCUGUACAUAUAUAAGAAAUUGUGCCUUAAUAUUAUUGUUUUUAUUUUAAUAUUUUAUUUUGUAUAAAGGUGUUUAAUGGCCAAAAAUGAAGUAGCACUCUAAACAGUGCACAUUUAAACUGAUUACAGCAUACCUCACAUCUGUGAAUUUUAUACUGCUUUAAAGCCAUAAAAGGUAAUGUUAUAUAAACACUGUAUUAUUGCAUUACUCUGGAUUUUUUUAGUUCCAUUUACUAAUAAGUUUAAUGUAGUUUUUACUUAUUUGAUGUGUACAAACAGAUAUGUGAUGUAUUUAUUGAACUCCAGGAGACCAGAAUGUUUAGGUGAUACUGCACUGGCUAAACUAAUACAACUUUUUAAUCAAUUUAUUUCAUGUGUAACCCCAGAGAAAUAAAUGUUAUAUUCCAAUUCCAGUUUCUACAUUUAUCUUGGAUUAAAACCAACUGCAACUAA
Astyanax mexicanus (Mexican tetra) is the source of this 1679-nucleotide messenger RNA. RefSeq lists its product as uncharacterized. The record is from RefSeq and is a predicted model, not a curated record. The transcript has 8 exons. The coding region runs from base 132 to 1088 and encodes 318 amino acids. Lineage: Eukaryota; Metazoa; Chordata; Actinopteri; Characiformes; Acestrorhamphidae.